UAUUAUUUUAUUUUCCCCGCAAAAUUAUACGUUUACGAUGCCCGGUACCGGGUUCAUUUUGUACGAAACGAAUUCGCUGCAAGGUCCUUUGGCCAACGCGUUUUUGCUUUUGAUUAACGCACUAUUUUUUAACGUCAAGCUGAUAGGACGACACAACGAAUAUCCCGACGACAAGGCAGAACGUUUGCUAAACGAAGAACAAACCACAUUCGAUUUUAUCAUAGUUGGCGCGGGAGCCGCCGGUUGCGCUCUUGCCAAUCGUCUCACCGAAGAAGAUCAAUGGUCCGUGCUUCUACUAGAAGCUGGAGAUUAUCCACCUAUAAGCUCUGGAGUCCCCGCGUUUUUUCCAACUUUUCUGGCAUCUUCUACAAACACGUGGGACUAUAUCAUCGAAAAGGAUAAACACGCUUGCCACGCCCAUCGAGAUAAACUCUGCAGAAUCACCAGGGGUAGAGUCGUAGGAGGCAGCAGCUCCGUUAACAACCUCCAUUAUCGCAGACCGGCCAGAGUCGAACUGGAAUACCUGGGAAACUAUACCGACGCUAUUUUCGAUAGCAUCGAGUUUUAUGCGGAUAAAUUAACCAAAGGCGACAUCUACCUCAAACGUUCCGAGUACAACGACUCGAUUAAAUCAGCUCUUAAAGACGUUUACGCUGGUGCUAGCUUCCAGGAAAGCAACGAUAAGAGUCUACUGGGAUACACCGAAAGCUUGUUGACGAUAAAGGACGCUGAAAGGUUUAAUCUGGCGAGGGCCUUCCUAUCGCCGAUCAAAAGCCGUUCGAAAUUCUUCUUGGUAAAGGACGCGCUGGUCGAGGGCGUGGUCACUUCGGAGCCCAUAAAUAAACGGGCCGUAGGGGUUAACGUGUCCGUAAGCGACAAAAGGAUCUUCGUUCGAGCCAGGAAAGAAGUUAUCUUAACUGCAGGCGCUAUCAACAACGCUAAAUUGCUUCUAUUAAGCGGAAUCGGACCAAACGAAUAUUUGGACAAGAGGAAUAUUAAGCCAAUAGCAAAUUUGCCGGGCGUAGGGAAGAAUUUACAGAUGCACCUGAUGGUGCCGAUGUUUAUUGGAUUAAAUAGCGAUAGCCCGGAACACUACGAAGACCUGGAUCUGAUGAGGGACGUGUUUGAGUAUGUUAUUUACAAGCAAGGUGAUUUCGCCCAUACCGGAAUCAACGACUUGGUGCUUUACAUGUCUACCGAGGAAUUUUCAAGCCAGCCCAACAUAGCCAUAUACCACCACUAUUUUAAAAUGCAAGAUAGGAUGUUAGGGGAAUGGUUGGAUGGCUUCCAAUUUCACCGGAAGGUAGAGGCCAAACUGGUAUCGUACAACCAUGAAAUGGCCAUUAUUAUGUUCAUGGUAACUCUAGUAAGACCUCGGUCCAGAGGGGAGGUUGUUCUCAAUGACACUCACCAUUUAAGCAACCCGAAAGUUACCGGCCAUUUCUUCAGCGAUCCCGACGAUGCUGACCUCGCUUCUUUAGUAUCGGCAUUUAGUUUAGUGACCAACAUCAGCGCCGCUUUAAAUGGCCGAUUUUUAAACGUCGGUGUGCCCGACUGUGGUAAUUAUAAGUUUUGUUCCGAGCACUACGUCAGGUGCUACGUGCGCGGAAUGGUCAGACCGAAUGGUGACGUUAGUGGCACCACGAUGAAAGGACCGGAAUGCGAUAGACACGCUGUGGUGAAGGACGAUUUAGAAGUGAGUCGUGUGAGGUGUUUGAGGAUCGCGGACUCGAGCGUUUUACCGUGGAUUCCCGUCGGGAACACAGUUGGGGUGGACGCCAUGCUCGGUAUUCGGAUGAGCGACAUUUUGAAGGAGAAGUGGAUCAAGGAUUACAAUCUUUACUGAAAAAAAUCAGCGUUGUACACAGUGUUUAAAAAUAUAUCAGCUAUUUUGUAGAGUAAACAGAGAAAUUUACUUUACCAACAAAUGGAAUAUAGAAAGGCUCGAAUCGAACCUAC
Cylas formicarius (sweet potato weevil) is the source of this 1959-nucleotide messenger RNA. Its product is annotated as glucose dehydrogenase [FAD, quinone]-like. Bases 38 to 1846 code for a protein of 602 amino acids. Gene Ontology annotation, molecular function: flavin adenine dinucleotide binding; ecdysone oxidase activity. The transcript is spliced from 2 exons. NCBI's taxonomy places the organism in Eukaryota, Metazoa, Arthropoda, Insecta, Coleoptera, Brentidae. The record is from RefSeq and is a predicted model, not a curated record.